AUGCGUGGCCGUAUGCUUCACAUUGGAAAGGACGGUCAUUUGGUGAGCCAGAAUUAUGGUGUUCACGGCGAGUGUAUUAACUCGGUGGAUCGUGCCAAGUUGAACGAAGAUUUGAUUACGGCAGCAGAAGCAUUGAGCAAUGUAAAGGUGACAUUUAAUCAUGCACUUAGGAAGGCUGAUCUGGACAAGGGAAUCCUUGAGCUAGAGAACAAGAAUACAAAGGAAAUUAUCAAGGCAGAGGCUGAUCUGAUCAUUGGAUGCGAUGGCGCUUACUCGUCUGUCAGGAACUCAUUGAUGCGCUAUGUUAGAAUGGAUUUUGAGCAGGGCUAUAUUCCUCAUGGAUACUGCGAAUUGAGCAUCCCACCAAAGAUCGGGACCAAUGGCAAGCAAGAAUUUGCCAUGGACCCUGAACAUCUUCAUAUCUGGCCUCGUCACAAGUUCAUGAUGAUUGCUCUUCCCAACCCUGACAAAUCCUUUACAGUGACGCUGUUCAUGCCAUUCGCCAAUUUUGAAAAGAUCCACAACGAGAAAGAUUUACUCGAGUUCUUUGAAACAUACUUUGCAGAUGCUAUCCCGCUUAUGGGCAAGGACCUUCUGAUCAAAGAAUAUUUCAAGAAUCCUAAAGGUUCUCUUGUCAUGAUCAAGGCUAACCCAUACCAUUACAAGGAUCGUUGCAUUAUCCUCGGGGAUGCAGCCCACAGCAUGGUGCCAUUCUAUGGCCAGGGAAUGAACUGUGGAUUUGAGGAUGUCCGCAUUCUGGAUUCACUUUUCUCAGAGUUUGAUGUCAAAGCAACAGUGCAAGGUGAUUCAGACAAGUCAUUGCAACGAGCACUUCAAGCUUACACAGAUAGAAGAGCCAAGGAUUUGAAAGCGAUCUGUGAGCUAGCGCUUCUCAACUAUACCGAGAUGCGUCAUGGAGUCACCUCACCUACGUAUCUGAUGCGUAAGAAAGUCGAGAGUUGGUUGCAUUUAUUGGUGCCAACAAAAGUGAUUCCCCUAUACACAAUGGUCAGCUUCUCGAACCGGCCUUAUUCAGAGGCCUAUGCACGUCAUAAAGCUCAAGGAUUCUGGUUGGGAGCUGCAGGAACUACGGUCGGUUUGGGAGCUGCAGUCGGACUGGCAUUGGCAGGUUGGAAAGAGAGAAGACAUUUGAAGGACAUGGCCGAGCUGUUGAAGGUAUCCUUUUUAACAGUCGUUCAGUCUGCCAUGAAACUCAUCCAAUAA
Molecule: messenger RNA, 1224 nt
Organism: Lobosporangium transversale
Lineage: Eukaryota; Fungi; Mortierellomycota; Mortierellomycetes; Mortierellales; Mortierellaceae
Exons: 6
Coding region: 1-1224 (407 amino acids)
Biological process (GO): NAD+ metabolic process
Cellular component (GO): mitochondrial outer membrane
Molecular function (GO): kynurenine 3-monooxygenase activity; FAD binding; NAD(P)H oxidase H2O2-forming activity
Source: RefSeq, a predicted model, not a curated record